AUGCAAAUCUGCCUCAUGACACACUAUAUAGACCUUCAAUACUCCAACGCUGGUAUGACGUUCUCCUUCGACUUCAAGUGGAUAGGCGAGAAGAACGCCACAUGGCACGGUGGUAAUUGCUAUACGAUGGGCAACGAAACUGUCGGAAUGGUCUGCCAAGAUGUCAUGCGCUGA
Messenger RNA from Perkinsus marinus ATCC 50983, 174 nucleotides. RefSeq lists its product as hypothetical. The coding region runs from base 1 to 174 and encodes 57 amino acids. Lineage: Eukaryota; Perkinsozoa; Perkinsida; Perkinsidae. The record is from RefSeq and is a predicted model, not a curated record. The transcript has a single exon.